AAUCCAUUUCCCAGCAUCCACCGCGGCAUCUUUCUAGUUCCAGCUGUGUGUAGCUUCUGUUCGAGACAAAUGUCUCCGUUUUAACGGGAGUUCCGGUGUAAACGUACCGGAGCAGCGGAGCCCGGUGGACCGGUGACCCUGCUGACGGCGGAUGCCGCUCACGGUGCGGAAUUCUGCCCGGAGGAGGAGAAAAACCCCGGAUAAGAAGGAGCGACCGGGGGAGUCCACUUCUUCUGCUCAGGUGAUGGCGCCCACGAGGAUGAAGCUGCGAGUGCGUCGGCGCGAUAACGCGGUCGCAGGAGCGGCGGCGGGAGACGGUCAGCCAGAGGAGGAAGAGGAGAGGAGCCGAGAGAGCGGCGGCCGCAGGAGGAAGAACACGAGCGACACCGCGUCCACCGCUGCUCCCGCCACCUCCUCCUCCUCGUCUCCUCCUCCCGCCUCCUCCUCCGCUUCUGCCUCGGCGCGGGCAGUAAUGGCGGCGGAGGAGGCGUCGCCUGACUCCAAGUGCCCGAUCUGCCUGGACCGCUUCAACAACCUGGCGUACCUGGACCGCUGCCUGCACCGCUUCUGCUUCCCCUGCAUCCAGGAGUGGUCGCACAACAAGGCCGAGUGCCCGCUCUGCAAGCAACCCUUCGCCUCCAUCCUGCACUCGGUCCGCGCCGAGGACGACUUCAAGGAGUACACGCUGCGGCCGGCGCCCGCCAACAGCAGCGUCGCCGCCACCGUGGCGAUGGUGGCGGCGAUGGCUUCGGCGGCGAGGAGCGACCACCAAAUGCGGCUGAUGCUGAGGAGGCACAGAGGGGCGGACGCCGGCGAGGGGAGGAGGCGGAGGAGGGAGAGGGGAGGGAGAGGGGGGGGAGGCAGGAGGUCGGGGGUGUGGGAAUGGUACCUCGACUCCCCUCAUCUCGCGCCUCUCCCUCACCACGCCGCCGUCUCUCCCGUGGUUGCAGCAGACAGCGAGGAUGGAGAAGACGUGGAGGAGCAGAGGGUGAGGGGCGGGGCUGAUCUGGCGGAGCGUGGCGUGAUAUUUGAGGGGCUGACGGGACUCGGGGGCGCCGUGGCGCCUGUUGCCCCCAACGACCGGGCGACACGGCGCUUGAUGACCCGUCUGGUGGCGAGGCAGCGGCUGCAGCGAGAGGGUGGAGCUGUGCGGCGGCUGAGGGAGAGAGAGACCGUGGCCUUCCGGCGUGCUCUCUACCGGAGCGGAAUUCGGGUCCGCGGCGUCGCCGGCGCCAAUGGCAACGCUAACCAGCAGCAGCGUAACAUCACAGCGGAGAGUUUCCGCAGGAGCCCCACCCACCUGAACAGACUCCGCCCCUGGCUGCGGCGGGAGCUCACGGUGCUGUACGGCGCGCAUGGUUCGCUGGUCGACAUCGUCCAGCGCAUCAUUAUGGCACGGCUCGCUCGCCACGGACUGGAAGACACGCCCACCAUAGAAGAAGAGCUGCGCCCGUUCCUGUUGGCACGCACGGACCACUUCCUGCACGAGCUGGUCAGCUUCGCCCGCUCGCCGCUCAGCCUGGAGAACUAUGACCUGCAGGCGGUGUACGAGCCGCCGGCCGCGCUGGAGCUGGACGGCACGAGUAGCUCCAGCGACGGCAGCUCAGUCAUCGCCAUAUCAGAGGGCGAGGAGGAGGAGCGGCCUGCGGGAGGAAGAUCAGAGGAGAGGCUCGCCACGCAAGACGACAUCAUCCAAGCGGGAAGCUGCCUCAGCCUGGCGACCUGGGACGACGAGACUCCCGGCCCCUCCUACUCUAGCGCCGAGCCGCCGUGUUCGCUCACCUCGCCACCAUUCAGCCCGGAGGAGGGAAGAGAGAAGCGCGAGGAGGAGGAGUGUCUGAUCGUCGGCUACAAGAAGCCGAUAGCGGAGCGAACUCCUGAGCUGGUGCAGCUCUCCUCCGACACCGAGGAGGAGGAGGAGGAGGAGAAGAAGAAGGAGGAGGAGGAGGAGACGGCGGAGAGACUUCCUCCCCUCGCCUCCGCCGCUCCGCCCCUCUCUUACUUACCCACAAUCCCUCCCUCUACGUCAGGCGCCUGCAGAGACAAGCAGGAGGACGCGUCGAAGCAGAAAGACGGCGAGGUGGGCGAGCACCGCUCACGCUCCUGGUCAGGCAGCUCGGGAGGAAGCAGAAACUCUGUGUGCACGCUGAGCCCGGCGACGCCCGGAGAGAGCGAGCGGCGGGAGAGAGACAGGAAGUCUGGCAGUGAGGCGGAGAGGGAGAGGAGGAAGAAGAAGAGGAGGAGGAGGCGGGAGAGAAGUGGCACCUUGUACAACCCAAACCGCUCCAUUUAUCCCGCCAUGAUGCGCCACCGCUCCCACUCCCCCUCGCCGUUUCACUCCAGCGUGGAGUCCGGCUCGCCGCUGCCGCCCAGUCCGCCAGAGUCCAGCUGGGAGUUCCACUGCUCCCGUGUCUCCCCUCUCACCUCCUCCCGCUCCUCCUCCUCUUCCUCCUCUCUUCAGCCGUCGACGGCGCCCUCGCUCUCCCCCAACAACCACGGAGAGAAACCCGGGGGGAAGAGGAAGUACAAGAGCCGCCACCUGGACAGCGACGACAAAGAUCCCACGUGGAGGCCGGGCAGCAGCAGGGAGGAGACGGGGGAGACGGAGCGCAGGAAGGGGAGAGACGACGGGAGGAGAAGAGAAAGCAGGAGAAGCAGAGAGGAGCGCAGUCCCAGCGUGGAGAUCAUCUACGAGGGCACCGUGCCCUGCAACGCCACGCACACCCCCGCACGCAAACGCCGCAGGAAACGCCAACGCAAGACGACACACAGCAGUUCUCCCGUCAUCAUCACGCUGGACAGCGACAGCAGCCACAGCAGCAGCAGCAGCAGCCGGCUCAGCAGCCAGCAGACCGUCGACUUCUCAGACCUUCCUCCACUGCCAUUGGUUCAUUCUGCCGGCGUGGGCGGCGCCUUAAGCUCAGAAAUUGGCGAGCUUCCCGUUGACAUCCUGGACCGAGGAUCUGACGGGUCGGAGGCCGAGCCGGCGGGUCCCGUCGCCAUUAACAGCGACGUGGACGUGGAGAACGUGGAUGAGGGCGGGUCGGCGCUGGGAUCGGAUGAUGAUAAAGGACCAAACGGAGCGGCUGAUGCAGAAACGACAGAGAGCAAUGCGGCGCCCGCAACGAAGAACCCAUCCCGCAAAAGGAACUCGACGUCAGACAGCCGUCUGCUAGCGAGUAUCCUCAGCGACCUGAAAGGAAUCACUGCACCUAAAUUUAACCCUUUAAACUUUGAGCCCAAUUGUUCGCCUGGCGGCAGAAAGAGGCUUUUCAGGGACGGCGACAUUGUGGACCAAAAUCUGAGCUUCGACUCGCCGACACGUCGUAAUGCCAUCCGCCCGCCUCCUCCUCUGGAGCGGCUCAAAGACAAGGACGUGCCUCCGCUCCUGAAACAGGCCAGUCCUGUGAGGUCGUACAACAGAAACACGCCGCCGCCAUUAAAACACAAAGAUGCCGGGAGCCCACACCCAUCACCGAUAUCUCCCAUCGACUUGCACUUGCUUCACGCCGACGCAGUCGCCGUAAACUCUGACCUCAAUUCAAAUCCCCCCACCGGUAACCGCGCCAUCCCUCCCAUUUCAGUGCUGAAAAAACAUUUCACCGGCGCUUUAGCGGCGAGAGGAGAGCCGGCCUCCACGAGCUGCAUCUCGCUCAUCGACCACCCUUCAGCCGCUCCUCCGGCACCGCCCGCCGUACAUUCCCGUUGUUCACACGGGUCGGGACAGAGCUCCACAGGUGCAGGUUCACAUCUGGAGUUCAAUUAUUUUCAUUCUUCAAAGUUACAAACUGCAGAAACGUCUUCGUGUCCCGCCGACGUGCAUCCGGCCCGGACGUCCCAGGAGACGCCAGCUCACACCGGGACUCUGAGCCCGACCUUCUGCCGAGUGUCAGCCGCUGACCUCAGAGGUGAGGAUGUCUUCUCAGGGGUCAACUGCCACAACAAACCACUUCCUGUUUGUGUUUCAUCCAUUGACCUCCACUCGUCACAGAGACUCCCCCCCCUCAGUGACGAGCGUCCCCCUGGUGACCCGCACUCGUCCAGUGUGGCUUCAGAAGGACCGACUGACAGCAAAGCUUCGUUAUUGGUCGAUCACGGGGUCGGAUCGCCUCAUGGUCGCCCGCCACCCGUCGAUGUGCAUUGUUCGGGUCGCGAGCCGCCAGCUAACGCACGUUCUCCGAGCUCGGUCUCGAUCCACACGGCCUUCUCCUGCGACACCUUCCCGACAUCCCGCAGCGGCGAGUCUAAGCUUCCCCUCAUCCCCGACUCAAAGCCUCACAACCACGUGGACUCUGGGAGAGACUUCCUGCUCCCCGCGGACAAUCACAUCUCGUCCUCCCGCCGCUCUGCGAAUACGUGGAACUCACAGCGCUCAGAUUCUCACCCGGCCACGUAGGACACGCGCUGGAAUACAAACGGACGAUUUCACUUGAUGAACAAACUGCUGAUUUUUUUAACUUGUUACUAAUUUUGUUUAUGACGUAACUUCAAAUGUAACGUAAGCUGAAAUAAUUACUUUCAAAUGUGACAAAUGUGCGGCUGGGAAGCUCGAUAUGUACACGUGUGUGUGUGUGUGUACACGUGUGUGUGUGUGUGUGUGUGUGCGUACACGUAUGUGUACACGUAUG
Molecule: messenger RNA, 4628 nt
Organism: Cottoperca gobio
Lineage: Eukaryota; Metazoa; Chordata; Actinopteri; Perciformes; Bovichtidae
Exons: 4
Coding region: 152-4396 (1414 amino acids)
Biological process (GO): protein monoubiquitination; protein polyubiquitination
Molecular function (GO): ubiquitin protein ligase activity; metal ion binding
Source: RefSeq, a predicted model, not a curated record